CCCGCAGACUGCAGACUUUCUAUCGGCCGAUAGUUUGGUCGGCUUGUUAAUCAGUAUGGAGAGUUAUGCGUAUGCGCACAUUACAACGAUUCAGUAUCGGCCGAUAAAAAAGUUUGAUGGGCUUCCCGAUUUCCUUCAAACUGAUCUGUCGGCCAACUGUCGGCCGACUGCUUAAUCAGUAUUGGCUAACUUCCACGUGCGCACACACGACGAUUGUUCAAUCGGCCGAUGGCUCAGUUCGCUCCGGCCAUUGGCGUUGGACAGUCGUUUCGUGCGUAUAUUUUUAAUAUGGCAUCGCCAAAUUCACAAUCGUUGAUUGUAGAAACGUCCAUCGUACAGUUGAUUGAAGAAGUCGAGAAAAGACCUGCGCUUUAUAAAAAAACUUUAAAAGAGUACUCCGACGCAAAUCUCAAGAAAAAAUUGUGGGAGGAAGUUUGUGAAGCAGUUGUUCUUGGUUGGAAUCACCUUAAUGCCGAGGACAGAACAAACAAAGGUCGCGAGGUGCAAAAAAAUGGGCUAAUUUAAGGACUUGCUUUCGUCGAGAAUUAAAUGCACAAAAAAAACACUAAAUCGGGACAAGCUGCGACCAAGAGGCGUAAAUGUGUCUACUUUGAACAGUUAUUAUUUUUACUCCCAUGCAUGGAAAACCGACGUACUGAAGGUAAUCUGGAGGAGAACAAUUCUCAAGAAAAUGAUGAGGAUGAUGAGCAAGCUGGACCAUCUGCUUCCACCCCUAUUCGUCAGCGGAAGAAGAGGCCUAAUGUAUCGAAGCAUACGGACUUGGAUGAAGCAUUAUUAAAAUCAUUAAAUGCGACUAAUGCUGAUGAAGAUGUAAACUUUGCUUUGUCUCUAGUCCCUUCACUCCAAAAUUUAACCGCAGAAGAAAAACUGGAUGCUAAAAUAGGUAUUCUGAACGUGUUUAAACAGAUAAGACUAGCUAGGUGUGUUCAAUCUACUCAGCCAACAUAUAGGUACAACACAGUACAGCAACCUAUGUCCUCUUUUCCUCUUUAUCGAGGGACUAACAACAUGCCACCACAACAACAAUCACAGGCAUAUACAACUAGGUCUACACCAUCCCCCAAUUUGCCACCCACAACCAUUCAAAACAUUUCAUCACCAGGCAACUCCAACGAGACAGUCCAGUCUUAUUAUUAAAAUUUUUCAACUAAUUCGCAAAUAUACGAUCUGUAAACAACUUGAUCUCUCA
Acanthoscelides obtectus is the source of this 1210-nucleotide messenger RNA. Lineage: Eukaryota; Metazoa; Arthropoda; Insecta; Coleoptera; Chrysomelidae. The record is from the annotation of a GenBank genome assembly.